UCCUGCAUUCCUCUCUGGUUGCUACCCGACUUGGUGGAGAUGGCAGGCGGCGGCGGCGGGAAAAAGGACCGCGGCGAAGGGCUCGGGCGCGCGCUGGUCCGGCAGCGCAACAAGGCAGCUGCGGCCGCCAAGGCGAGGGGCCAGGCGCUCGUCAUCUCCCGCCGCGCGCAGCAGGCGCUGCCGCUCGAGUCCGUCAUCGAGGUCAGCGACAUCGACGCGGUCCUCCAGAGAGCGGCCGAGGAAGAACUCCUCCACGGUGACGACGCGGAAGGCGCUGCUGCGCUUACUGCUGCGCUCGGUUCCGGCCUCAUCGAUCUGGAUGGGACGGGGGAUACGGAGGAAGAGAGGCGGCUUCUGCGGGAGGAGCAGGAGGCCCUGCACGCGGAUAGCCUCAGGGUGCCCCGCCGACCCCCGUGGACUGCUCAGAUGACGACUGAGGAGCUUGACAGCAACGAGAAGCGCGCCUUCCUGGAAUGGCGGCGGAACCUCGCGAGAUUGCAAGCGAAUGAAGAGCUUGUCCUUACACCCUUUGAGAAGAAUAUUGAUAUCUGGAGACAGCUCUGGAGAGUGCUUGAACGCAGUGAUUUGCUCGUGAUGGUUGUCGAUUCUCGAAAUCCGUUGUUCUACCGUUGCCCUGAUCUUGAGGAAUACGCACAGGAAAUUGAUGAGCACAAGAGAACGCUGCUCCUUGUAAACAAGGCUGAUCUUUUGCCACUGGAUGUCAGGCGGAAAUGGGCAGAUUACUUCAAGCAACAUGAUAUUCUCUACUUAUUCUGGUCUGCUAAAGCUGCUACUGCUGCUUUAGAGGGGAAAAAGUUAAGCGGCUACUCCACAGAAGAAUCACCAGAUCUUGACACAAAGAUAUAUGGCCGGAAUGAACUCUUGGUGCGGUUGCAGGGUGAAGCAGAGUAUAUUGUGAGCCAAAAGGCUACAUCAGUUGCUGGAGAGGAUCAUGAAUCUAGUUCUAAUUCUGCCAUCGUGCGACCCAAGCAUGUGGUUGUUGGAUUUGUUGGUUAUCCAAAUGUUGGGAAGAGUUCAACUAUCAAUGCGCUGGUAGGUCAGAAGAAAACUGGUGUAACUUCUACACCUGGCAAAACGAAGCAUUUCCAGACACUGAUAAUCUCUGAAGAGCUCAUGCUCUGCGAUUGUCCUGGUCUGGUCUUCCCUUCCUUUUCAAGCUCAAGGCAUGAGAUGGUAGCUUGUGGCGUCUUGCCAAUUGAUAGAAUGACAAAGCACAGGGGAGCAAUUCAAGUGGUGGCAAAUCGUGUGCCAAGAGAGAUCCUAGAACAGGUUUACAAAAUCACCCUGCCAAAGCCCAAGGCAUAUGAGCAAGCAUCUCGACCACCAACUGCUGCUGAGUUGUUGCGGGCAUACUGCACAUCUCGAGGGCAUGUCAGCCAUGCUGGGCUGCCUGAUGAGACCAGAGCUGCUCGACAGAUACUGAAGGAUUACAUUGAUGGAAAGAUUCCCCAUUUUGAGCUUCCUCCUGGUGAGAUAGACGCUGGAACUGACAUGGAGGACACCAGUGAUGUAGAAGACUCCAACACUGCAGCAGAUGAUCAAGAAGAUGACAUCGCUUCUGAUGAACAUGACGAAGAAAUCAAUCGAGCUGAACCAAAUAUCAGUCAUGCCCUAAGCGACCUUGAAUCUUUCGACCUGCAUGGCGAAGUGUCCAAGGCUUCCACAAAGAAGAAAGAAUCAUCCCACAAGCACCACAGGAAACCCCAGAGGAAGAAGGAUCGUUCAUGGAGGGUGGGAAACGAUGGUGCCGAUGGAUCGGGGGUUAUAAGGGUGUUCCAGAAACCUGCCGUUAAUCUUGCCGCCACUAGCACUAGCGUUGUAGGUUAGUGCCUCAGUUUUGCUGGCUUGUGUUCUGUUGUUGAGUCCCUUUGCUGUAGGCUGCAGGCUUGUAGCCUCCUUCACAGCACAGUAGUUCUCGGUCUGUUUUGAUGGAAAAGCUUGUAGAAACUAUACCAAUCACCUCAGAAUAUUUCUACAUUUGUUUCAAUCAAUUUUCUGUGUUUACUGUAGGUUAAAUCAAUUUUCAAUCA
Molecule: messenger RNA, 2051 nt
Organism: Brachypodium distachyon (stiff brome)
Lineage: Eukaryota; Viridiplantae; Streptophyta; Magnoliopsida; Poales; Poaceae
Product: GTPase LSG1-2
Exons: 7
Coding region: 40-1848 (602 amino acids)
Cellular component (GO): cytosol
Molecular function (GO): GTP binding; GTPase activity
Source: RefSeq, a predicted model, not a curated record